Molecule: messenger RNA, 723 nt
Organism: Rotaria sp. Silwood1
Lineage: Eukaryota; Metazoa; Rotifera; Eurotatoria; Philodinida; Philodinidae
Source: the annotation of a GenBank genome assembly
AUGGCUACUAGUGAAACCAAUGAGAGCAUUACUUCACGCACACGAUCAAAAUCUACGACAAGUGCAAAACUGUGGAAUCAACUUAACGAUGUAUUAGAAUAUGCACCUAAAUUUCAAAAUAAAGAUCGACCAGGUGUAGAAGAAAAAACUAUUCAACAUAUAGAAUCUAAACUAGGCAUUAUUUUACCAGACGAAAUUCGAGAUGUAAUUAAAAUACAUGAUGGACGAGAUCACAUUUUUUGUGGAUUAAAUUAUCGCCUAGCAACAACUGAUCUUUUGCCAAUUGCAAAAUGGAGACCCUACGAAAACGACAGUCAAGGUUACGCUGAUCUUCUUUUCGAAUGUCUUGCUAAGAAAAAUGAUCAUCUCGUAGACAAAAACCUACGCAAUGAUGCUCAAAAUCAUUUAGCUGCUUAUAUUGAUGGGAUCAAAAAUGCUGAACAACAAUCCAAAAGUAACAAGAAAAUAACCAAGUACGAAAUGAACAAGGAUGAGACAUUUCAUGCUCUUCCAUGUGAACUAUUGAUCAUUGGAGAAGGCAUGGAUGAUUAUGGUGAACAAUAUCUGCUGAGUAUACGAUCAGGUCGAAUUUAUUUAGGCCUUCAAACUAGACCUGAAUGGAUAUUAAUUGGAACAUUUGCUGAUUGGAUUAAAAUAGGAAUAGAGAGUGCUAAACACGAGAAGGAAGACAUUCAAAAAUCGCAUGAUGAAAGUGAAAUAUAA